AUGAAUGCAUCUGAAUUACGAAAGCAUAUCGGAUUGAGAUCUGGAUGUAAUCUCAGGUUCCAUGCCGACGUUAGCGAGGCUUCGAUCCUUCCGACGAAUGUUUCCCCGUAUAAUUUCAAUUGGAGAGGAUAUAGUGCAGUCACCAAUGAUGUUAAGAAUCAGGAUCCUGGAAAUUCAGUGAUGAUUGUGUGUGAUGAAAAGCUGAAGGAAGUAUUUGGAUGUGAGAGCAUUUCAGAAAUGGGAAUACCAGAGUUGUUGGUUAGACACCAUUUACUCGAGCAAUAG
This is a messenger RNA of Lactuca virosa, 285 nucleotides long. NCBI's taxonomy places the organism in Eukaryota, Viridiplantae, Streptophyta, Magnoliopsida, Asterales, Asteraceae. The record is from the annotation of a GenBank genome assembly.